AUGAUUUCUGGACGUCUGUUGUUCCGUGCCCAGUUCAUGAGGAGCAUUUUCGGCGAAAUACUUCUUUCGCAAUCGCAACCUCUUGAAUGUUUUUUGCUGCCAGGUAAAGCAGCAAUGCUUGGUGCAUUAACCUGGAUGUUGGCAGUGGCUAUAGGAGCGGUACGUGCGGACAUUAGCGAUCGACCAGUAACAAUUCGACUGCAGCCGCAAUUCCGGAAGCCAAAUUUUAUGAAGGAAGUAGCGCCACCACGUCCCAUACAGCCUCCAUCCUCACCAGCCGCCAGUCGUCCACAACAGUCUCCAUCAUCAUCCAGCCGUCCGGCGUCCACUCUCGCUGCUCAGCUUCCCAUCAUACCACCAUUCGUGUCGCGUCCGAUAACUACACCUCCACCUCCACCACCGAUCAAUAUACCUCCCGAUGUACAAAACCAGCUUAUCAAGUUCUUUGGUCUUGACAGCUUUGGCAUACCCGGUCUCACUGGUAAUCAUCCAGAAGGCUUCGCUGGUGCUAUCCAGGAAUUGCGAGCUGCUGGGAUCCCUGUUCAAGGCCUGCCACUGGAACAUAUAUCAGGAAGCCCGCCUCCUCCAGCCCCACAAAAUGAUUUACUAACACAAGCAAAUCCGGCAUUCGGCAAUCAGCUGAAUCAGUUAUACAAUGAAGCGACUGGUCCGACACAUUACCGUGGCACAGGCAGCAUGCCGCUUCCGGAAGCCACACCUGGAGAAAACGGUCUCAUUGGCUUGCUGUCAAGUUCGAUCAGGAAGCUAGUGCAAGACACCGGUGUAGCAGAUGCUUUAUCGCAAGGUAUUCCGAAUGUUCUGGGUACCGGUGGUGCCGGUGACACAGCUGUUGCUCAUUCAACAGAUGCCGAGUCAGCAGUAGCUGAAGCUGCUGCACAAUCGAUUUCCGGGUCCGGAAUUCGCAGACAGCAAAGUGCUGCACAGCGUGUACUUUCCGGAGUGGCCGCAGCACUUGGUGCCGGUGGUGGACGUGGACCAACCCAUGCCGGUCUACCGAGAAUACCUGGUUUCCCACUGCUACCAGGCGGUAUUCCAAGAAAUGAACAGGGUCAAAUUGAUGUCGUCCAGCUUAUUGGAUCAAUAACGCGACGCAUUUCGAAUGGGACAACGCUGGCUGACGUAAUUCCACCGGAGCAACUGCAGACUCUCGCGGAUAACGUUACGGAUGCGCUGCUACCGCCAACUCCCGAAGAUUUCGAUCUGCACAAAUUCAUGGGAAGGUGGUUCGAAGGCAUCAACAGUCCACGGGCUACCGAACAACGCUGUGUCGUUCAUCACUAUGGUGGCUUGACGAAAAAUGACAAAACAGCAACCUUCACAGCACUGAAGAUUUACCGCGAAGGCAGCGAAUUUGGUCCGGUACGGUACUCGAUCGGUUAUGCGUUCCGUGGCGGCAACAAGGAUGCCAUGCUGCAGCUGCAUAGCUCAGAGACGUCGGAUGCACAGCCGUUCUGGAUAUAUAAACUGGGUCCAGAAGGAACGGAUCCAUUUGGUAAUCCGCAAUACGAAUGGGCAGUUGUUUCGAACUGGGUGAAAUAUCCGGUGACAGUGCUGGUACGAGAUCCAGAUAAAUUCAAAGCGAAAUAUGAACAAGAAGUUCUCAGAUGGCUGGAGGAUCAAGGAUUCAUUAACGGCUUCAUCAGGGCAUUCAAUAUGUUACAACCCGCCAGCUACAGCUCAUGUCAAUACGCGGACAGUACUUUUGAAGUAUUCGGACCAAGUAAACGUUUGACGUGA
This is a messenger RNA of Gongylonema pulchrum, 1758 nucleotides long. Lineage: Eukaryota; Metazoa; Nematoda; Chromadorea; Rhabditida; Gongylonematidae. The record is from the annotation of a GenBank genome assembly.